GGAUGGCACGACAUAUGAUGGCGAAGCUGUCAGGCCUACCAAGGCAGAAGACGUGUCUGAUGAGGAUAAAGCGACAGCUCUGAGUAUAAAGUCUCAGGCCAAUGCGCUGUUCGGCCAGUCGAGAUACCACGAAGCUGCCAAUCUCUACACACUCUCGCUCAACAAGAAUCCGUUUGAUCCGGCGGUAUGGUCCAAUAGAGCUGCCACACGGCUGAAGCUGGAAGAACAUGGACUUGCCAUCUCGGAUUGCACAGAGGCACUCGCUCUCGAUCCACGCUACGUCAAAGCUUACUACCGCCGAGCGCUCGCCAAUCUCGCCAUCGUGCAAGCAAAAUCAGCCAUCAAGGACUUCCGUGUCGUUAUGAGGCUUCAGCCAGCCAAUACGGCUGCAAAGAUUCAGCUAGAGAGCACAGAGAAACUCAUAAGGCGGCUGGAAUUCGACAAGGCGAUUGCGAGCAGAGAAGAACCCAGCGCAAUCGAGAAAUGUAGCGAUCAGCUCAAGACGGGCAUGGAUAUCGAAGCUAGUUACGCCGGUCCUCGACUACGAACAGACUCGUCUGGAUCACCAGAGAUUACCCAAUCUUUCUUGGACCAAAUGGUCACUUUCUUCAAGGAUGGCAAGGUACUGCCGAGGAGGAUAGCUUGGCAAAUUGUAUUGGGAGCCUACAACGCUCUCUCAAAGGAGCCCUCGCUCGUAGAGACGACGAUCUCUCAGGGACAGCACAUCGACGUUCUUGGCGAUACCCAUGGACAGUAUUGGGAUCUCUGCCACUGCCUCAAAUUGACUGGCCAGCCUGGGUCUGAUCACAAGAUGGUCUUCAACGGCGAUUUUGUAGAUCGAGGCAGCUGGAGUACAGAGGUCGUCCUCACUUUGUUUGCGUACAAAUGGCUAUACCCAGAGCAAGUCUUUCUGAACCGUGGAAAUCACGAGACAUCAGAUAUGAAUAAAGUGUACGGCUUCGAGGGCGAGACGAAGAAAAAGUACAGCGAGAUGACGUACAAGCUGUUCGAAGAAGUCUUUGCUGCCCUACCUAUUGCUACUCUUGUAACGGCAUCGUGCCCACCUGCUGGUCCAGUUGACGCACGAUUGCCCUCUGUUCCCAUCCUGCACAAAGGAACAAGACGUUAUCUUAUCUUGCAUGGCGGCUUAUUCAGCAAGGACGAGACUUCGCUGGCAGAUGUUCGCAAGAUCCAGCGCUUGAAGUCGAAGCAACCUCAGUCGGGAACCAUCAUGUCCGAAGCGCUCUGGUCGGACCCGCAAGCAUGGCCAGGUAGAGGCCCAAGCAAGCGUGGUAUCGGACUCGAUUUCGGUCCGGAUGUCACCCAACGUUUCGCAAAGACAAAUGAGCUGACUGGAAUCAUACGUUCGCAUGAAGUGAGACAGGAGGGCUACAGCAUAGAGCACGACGGUCUGUGCAUGACCGUCUUCUCGGCACCGAAUUACAUCGAUCAAGUCGGCAACAAGGCGGCUUUCAUUCGCAUUUCAGACGACGGCAAACUAGAUUUCGAGACUUACGAAGCGCAACCUCAUCCUGCUAUACGACCGAUGGCCUAUGCUGCCAGUGGCUUUGCGCAAGGCAUGAUGUAAAAUACGCAGAAUCCUAUUGCAAGCUUGCAGAUCGAACGUGUUGAAGUCACG
This is a messenger RNA of Mixia osmundae IAM 14324, 1639 nucleotides long. RefSeq lists its product as uncharacterized. Lineage: Eukaryota; Fungi; Basidiomycota; Mixiomycetes; Mixiales; Mixiaceae. Gene Ontology annotation, cellular component: nucleus; cytosol. Gene Ontology annotation, molecular function: protein serine/threonine phosphatase activity. The transcript is spliced from 6 exons. Bases 362 to 1588 code for a protein of 408 amino acids. The record is from RefSeq and is a predicted model, not a curated record.